Cannabis sativa is the source of this 856-nucleotide messenger RNA. RefSeq lists its product as uncharacterized. Lineage: Eukaryota; Viridiplantae; Streptophyta; Magnoliopsida; Rosales; Cannabaceae. The coding region runs from base 175 to 684 and encodes 169 amino acids. The record is from RefSeq and is a predicted model, not a curated record. The transcript is spliced from 2 exons.
AGGAUUUUCAUUUCUAAAGAUUUGAAAGGCUAGUUAUAUAUUAUUACGUUCAGAUUUGAAAUAAAUAAUAUUGAUCAGAUAUCGAUCGGAGGAGCGUUUUCUCUACUUGUCACAAAAAUCUCUCUCUGCUUAUUCAAAUCUUACCCAUUUGAUCCAUUUUAUCAACACUAAAAUAUGCCUAUUGUUGUUGUUACUGAUGAUGAUCAAAGAAAUAUUAUCAACAACAAUGUUCUCAAGAAUAGUAACCAUCAUGACUCCAUUCCCUUCCCUCUUUGCCGUAAUAGAAGUAAAAAAAGUGAUGAAAAAGUGACAAAAGAAGUGAUUAUUAGUAAAGAAAAUUACAAAGCAUCAUCAUCAUCAUCAUCAUCAUUAGAGAAGAAGAAGAAGAUUAUUUUUAUGAAUAUGGAAGAGGAGAAAGUAAGUGGUUCAUCAUCAUCUAUUGGGAUUAUUAAUAAUAGUAAUUCAAAAUCUUGUAUAUGCUCUCCAACAAGCCAUGCUGGCUCAUUCAGAUGUCAUCUUCACCGAGCUAAUGUGUCUAAUUCAUGCAAUAUAAACAUUAUUAGUACUCUUAAUAAUGAUAAUAAUAGUAAGAGUUUUGAGUCCAAGAAUUAUGUCCGUACCAAUGGUGAUGGACAGGGUAGGUUAUCAAGGUUCGGCAGGGCUGCCUGUGAUCCUGGAAAGUGAAAAUUGCCCAUCAUUAGUAUUGGCCUUCUCAAACACUGACAAACUCAAGUAGUCAUCUUUUCUUGUAAAUACAAAUAAAUUCUUUUUUGUUUUUAUUUUAGCAGUAAUAGUAUUGUGUGUUUCUUUUAUUUGGAUUAAUGGACUUUCAGAGCGUGAACAGUUUAUUUAUUUA